AUGACUUAUCCCGCCGAAGACUUUGAUUACGAAGGCCUUCCCGAAAACUCCCCAAUGUAUGCCCAUUUGCUUGCGGGCGCCUUCUCCGGUAUCCUUGAACACUCCGUCAUGUAUCCCGUAGACGCCAUUAAAACACGCAUGCAAAUGCUCAACGGCGUUUCUCGCAGUGCAACCGGAAACGUCGUGGCUUCUGCUUACAAGAUUGGUUCCACCGAGGGCGUUUUUUCUUUAUGGAGAGGUAUCAGCAGUGUCAUAAUGGGCGCUGGUCCUUCUCAUGCCAUUUAUUUCUCUGUACUCGAAAUGUUCAAGUCUAAAUUUAACGCUUCUUCUGAUCGGCCGCUUAUCACGGCCUUAGCCGGUGCUUGUGCUAUUACCAUUAGUGAUGCCUUUAUGACCCCUUUCGAUGUGAUCAAGCAACGAAUGCAACUCCCCACUACCAACUACAAAUCUCCCAUUCAAUGCGCUUCAACACUUUUCCGUCGUGAAGGCGUGUCGGCCUUUUACAUUUCUUAUCCUACCUCCAUCGCCAUGUCCAUACCUUACACCGCUAUCCAAGUUGGUUCCUACGACGUCGCCAUGAGCUUUUGCAACCCCAGCGGCAUUUACAAUCCAGUUUCUCACAUCAUUUCCGGUGCUCUAAGUGGUGCUAUCGCUGCAAGCCUGACCACUCCCCUUGACGUCGUCAAGACCCUCUUACAAACCCGCGGCUCUUCUACCAUUCAACAGGUGAAAGAUUGUAGAGGUUCCCUCAACGCCAUCCGAGUCAUAUAUAAUUUCGGUGGUCUCUCUGCUUUCGUCAAAGGUAUCAAGCCCCGUGUUAUCGUUUCCAUGCCAGCUACCGCCGUCUCCUGGGCGGCUUACGAAGCUGGAAAAGAAAUUCUUUCUCAAGUAUCCAAUCCCCCCGAAGUCUAA
Schizosaccharomyces osmophilus is the source of this 912-nucleotide messenger RNA. It is a transcript of the gene mrs3, whose product is annotated as mitochondrial carrier, iron ion Mrs3. The transcript has a single exon. The record is from RefSeq and is a predicted model, not a curated record. Bases 1 to 912 code for a protein of 303 amino acids. Lineage: Eukaryota; Fungi; Ascomycota; Schizosaccharomycetes; Schizosaccharomycetales; Schizosaccharomycetaceae. Gene Ontology annotation, cellular component: mitochondrial membrane. Gene Ontology annotation, biological process: iron import into the mitochondrion. Gene Ontology annotation, molecular function: ferrous iron transmembrane transporter activity.